Molecule: messenger RNA, 819 nt
Organism: Elaeis guineensis (African oil palm)
Lineage: Eukaryota; Viridiplantae; Streptophyta; Magnoliopsida; Arecales; Arecaceae
Source: RefSeq, a predicted model, not a curated record
GCAAAUAAGCUCAUUAACUUACUGGCUUUGAAUACCGAGGCUUGCGAUCGAGAUAUUCAGCAGACCGUCUUUGGGAACGUCCUGAUCCAUUUCCCCUCACAACUUCCAACUCCAAAAAGACCACAACCCUCCAACCAUUCCCCUUCGGCCAUUAACAAAACCCUUUUGACCGGCGUUUCCACUUCCUAUGUACCACCAUUCUCGUUGGAAAACAUGCCGACUAAUUAAUUAAGAGGCUGGGAUACAGUGCUCCGGUCCUCUAUAUAUAGCUCGAAACGAAGUCUUUCAAGUACCAAGCAUCUCUUCAUCAAGGAGUCAAUCUAAGGUUGAUAUCACUUCGAAAGAUGGGAGGCAAAGGUGGUGGCGGCGGCGGCUGCAAAGGUGGUAGCGGUGGUGGUGGUGGGAAAGGCAGCGGAGGUGGAGGCAACUCAAGCAAAGGAAGUGGUGGUGGUGGGAAAGGCAGCGGAGGUGGAGGCAACUCAAGCAAAGGAAGUGGUGGAGGUGGUUACUCAGCCAAGUCUGGCAGUGGAGGCAGCUACGGAGGUGGAGGCGGAGGAAUGAUGAAGGCCCCUGGUGCUGACGGCUACAUUUUCAGGGAAGCAUUUAAGAGCGACCCUCAGGGAUACUUCCAAGAUCUUCGCCAUGGAGACAAGCAGGCUGGCAAUUGAGUGGCCUGCUUCUCUCUACUCUAGUUACAAACUAAUAUAACUAUUAGUUAUAAUCCUAUAUGCAUUUGGUCUUGAUGUUGUUGGUUUGGGUCCUUAUGGUCUUGGGAUGUUCUUGUGCUUUUUCUUAAUUUCAACUACCCUUCAACAUCUG